Molecule: messenger RNA, 591 nt
Organism: Benincasa hispida (wax gourd)
Lineage: Eukaryota; Viridiplantae; Streptophyta; Magnoliopsida; Cucurbitales; Cucurbitaceae
Source: RefSeq, a predicted model, not a curated record
AUGACAGACCAGGCAGAGGAACAGAUGGUAUUGAGUCCUAUAGCUAGUAAUGUGAAUCAAGGAAAAAAGGGUGAUGUUCCUGUAUCAUCCAAAUCAGGGAGUAGUUCUGAACCUUCACCUGCUGUGUUAAAUGCUCUGGAACAAAUGCCAAAUUAUGUGAAGUUCAUGAAGGAAAUGUUGUCUUCAAAGAAGAAGUUUGAAAAGUAUGAGACAAUUAGCAUAAAUAAGGAAUGCAGUGCUAUAUUGCAAAAGAAGCUACCGCAAAAAUUGAAGGAUCCUGGGAGUUUUACGAUCCCCUACACUAUAGGGAAUCUAACAGUAAACAAAGCUUUAUGUGAUUUAAGAGCUUCAAUUAAUCUGAUGCCUUUAUCUUUGUACAGAAAAGUGGACAUAGGAGAGGUACAGCCGACGAUGAUAUCAUUGCAGCAAGUAGAUCGUACCCUUACUUACCCUCGUGGUGUAGUAGAGGAUGUUCUGGUUGAAGUCGGUGAUUUCAUCUUCCCAGCAGAUUUUGUGGUCCUUGAUAUGGAAGAAAACUCUGAAAUUCCCAUCAUCCUUGGAAAGCCAUUCCUAGCCACAGUAGGGCACUGA